AUGGAAGAUUCAACCAACCAGUUCAUCUUUGGCAAUGUAGCACGCGGCCUAGACGGAUCUCACCGUGCAACCUUGCAAGCCUACUGGCAGGAUAUGAUUCGCGAUAUAGAAACGCGCGAUCAUGACUUCAAAACACACGCACUACCACUUGCUCGUAUCAAAAAGGUCAUGAAGUCGGAUGAAGAAGUCAAGAUGAUUGCCGCUGAAGCACCCAUCUUAUUUGCAAAAGGCUGUGAAAUCUUCAUCACUGAACUCACAAUGCGCGCCUGGAUACACGCAGAAGAGAAUAAGCGACGGACGUUGCAACGCAGUGAUAUUGCAAAUGCCAUUUCACGCAGUGACAUGUUUGACUUUCUCAUUGAUAUUGUACCGCGC
Molecule: messenger RNA, 375 nt
Organism: Protomyces lactucae-debilis
Lineage: Eukaryota; Fungi; Ascomycota; Taphrinomycetes; Taphrinales; Protomycetaceae
Product: CCAAT binding transcription factor component
Exons: 1
Biological process (GO): regulation of DNA-templated transcription
Cellular component (GO): nucleus; CCAAT-binding factor complex
Molecular function (GO): protein heterodimerization activity; DNA-binding transcription activator activity, RNA polymerase II-specific; DNA binding
Source: RefSeq, a predicted model, not a curated record